ACGACGGCCGUGAACUGGAGAAACAGCCCAUAUGCUCCUAGGUGCUUUGCCGAGCUCUCCGGUCUCUGUCCGCCUCCAUCCCUGGGCUCUGGCAAGAGCAGGCUGGUGUGUCACACGGGGUUGAACUGGAAGAAGUCGCCAUAUAGCAUGACGAUUGGAAUCCCGCUAAAAGGUCGAUGCCGGUCGUCCCUACACUGCCGCAAGCGGCUGUCCACGGCCGCGAGCGUGAGACCGCCCACCUGGCUGAUCUCG
Parathielavia appendiculata is the source of this 252-nucleotide messenger RNA. RefSeq lists its product as uncharacterized. The record is from RefSeq and is a predicted model, not a curated record. The transcript has a single exon. The annotation marks the transcript as partial. NCBI's taxonomy places the organism in Eukaryota, Fungi, Ascomycota, Sordariomycetes, Sordariales, Chaetomiaceae.